AUGACUGUGAGCUUUAACGAUGAUGGUGAGGAAGUUCUGUAUGACGCAGAGGUGGACGGACAACUACUGCAGGUUCCAGAGGAGUGGGGAACCAUGGUCAGAGCUGGCACAGAGUUCUCCAUGUUCACGGUGAUGUCCUACGACCGAUACAUGGCCAUUUGCAGUGCUCUAUAUUACGAGGUCAUUAUGAACCACAGGACCUGCCUUGAGAUGGCAGUCGGGUCCACCGUUGUCCCCCAGUUCUUCUGUGACGUCCCCGCUGUGCUGAUCUCCUUCUCCGAGGACCACGUUGUCACGUUAGCCGUUGUCUUCUUCGUCCUCAUAUUCGUCUGGUACAUCCACAUGUUCUGGGCAGCGUUGAGCAUGACGGCCACUGAGGGCCGGGUCUUUUUGGUGAUUCUGUUUGCUGCUUUAGAGAUAGUCAUCCUCACGGCGUUGUCCUACGACCGCUACGCCUCCAUCUGCCACUCCCUGCGUUAUGAGCUCAUCAUGACCAAUCCGGCCUGUGGAAGGAUGGCGGCCGCCUCCUGCAUCAGCGGGAUGCUGUUUGGGGUCUCGCCUGCAGCUUCUACUUUGUCCCUGAGCUUCUGUGGGCCCAACAACGUCCAGCAGUUCUACUGUGACGUUCCUUCCCUGCUGAAGAACUCCUGCUCAGAGGACCACGUCGGCAUCGAUGUAAGCGUCACCGGUGGGGUAGCUUUAGGUGUCAUGUGCUUCGUCUUCCUCAUCAUCUCCUACAUACUCCCCCCGACUCGGGACCUGCUGUUUUCUGUGUUCUACACCGCGGUGCCUCCCGCCCUGAAUCCCUUCUUCUACAGCCUGAGGAACAGGAACAUGAAGGCCUCCUUGGGGAAACCAUAUGAAGAGCUGCCCAAAGAGAAAUUCCAGCGUCUAAGGAUUUGUCGAUGUCUGGGACAGAUGUUGAUAAGCCGUGUGUGA
This is a messenger RNA of Tachyglossus aculeatus (Australian echidna), 939 nucleotides long. RefSeq names its product olfactory receptor 14A2-like. Gene Ontology annotation, molecular function: G protein-coupled receptor activity; olfactory receptor activity. The coding region runs from base 1 to 939 and encodes 312 amino acids. Gene Ontology annotation, biological process: G protein-coupled receptor signaling pathway. The record is from RefSeq and is a predicted model, not a curated record. Gene Ontology annotation, cellular component: membrane. NCBI's taxonomy places the organism in Eukaryota, Metazoa, Chordata, Mammalia, Monotremata, Tachyglossidae. The transcript has 6 exons.